CGUACAAACAGAUCAUCAAAGAUGUGGAUCCUUCCCUCCCCAAACUCUUCAAAACUUGCCAGGUCUUCCAGUCAUCGUGGUGCCGAUGCCCAACGAUGGACCACAAGGCACAUACUCGAGGGGGACAGCGGACGGCCGAGUGCCAGGGGUGUUUACAGCAAAUGUUCUGAGACCUGGAGACAUACCAAAAUUCAGCUUGUUGGCGCUGACAAUGCAUGAAGCGAGCCCAGGUCAUCAUUUACAGAUCAGCUAUUCUCUGACCUCAAACAUGCCAAGCUUUCGUAAGAACGCCGUGUUCGACAUGUACUUGGAUACACCUGUGGGGUUUCCUAUCUUCGCCUCUUUCAGCGAGGGAUGGGCGUUGUAUGCAGAAGGCCUCGGCGAAGAAGUGGGACUCUACAAGGACGACAUGGAAUUAAUGGGCCGAUACAGUUCAGAGAUAUUCCGCGCUUGCCGACUGGUCGUUGACACUGGGAUGCAUUAUUUCAACUGGGAGAGAGAACAGGCCAUUCAGUAUGUCCUCAACUACACCGCCUUCACCUAUGCGACAGCCGCGACAGAGAUAGACCGCUACAUCACAUGGCCUGGCCAAGCGCUCACCUACAAGAUAGGCGAAUUGAAGAUCCUGGAGCUGAGAAAACGUGCAGAGCAAAGACUUGGGAAUCAGUUUAACAUCCGGGACUUUCACGCCGUCAUUCUAGAGAACGGAAGAAUGCCUCUGAAUGUCUUGGAGGAAAUUGUGGACGAUUGGUUGGAAAACUACGUUCCCAUGACAACGGAAAGACCACCUGUCGUGUGUAGUGGUGCUGGGUCGCAUGGAGUGUUGCCUCAGCUGCUUGCUGUACUGAUCUUGCCAUUCGUACUCCGCAGUAACGUAUGACUGUGCCGGAAGUAAUAUAAUCAGAUAACCUUGUUCCUGCACAUAAUUUACAUAGAUGCACCUUGAGGCACAUGGCAUAUGUUAGGCAAACUGACCGCUUUAAUUUCCAUAUGCAAUAGUUUGUAUGUUUUAUUUUGUUUUGUUUUGUUUUGUUUUGUUUGGCAAACCG
Messenger RNA from Haliotis rubra (blacklip abalone), 1049 nucleotides. RefSeq lists its product as uncharacterized. Lineage: Eukaryota; Metazoa; Mollusca; Gastropoda; Lepetellida; Haliotidae. The transcript is spliced from 8 exons. The record is from RefSeq and is a predicted model, not a curated record. The coding region runs from base 86 to 880 and encodes 264 amino acids.